UUAUACAUAAUAUCUAAAAUUUGUGUAUUGAUAAAGUCGAACAUCAAUUUUUAUUUCUAUUAUCACGUUUUGUUGAUAAUAAAUUAAUAGUAGUAUUUUGUUUGAGCCAAAAUCCAAAUCAAUACCUUUCGAAAAACUGAAGAUUAAAAAACACAAUUUAUGAAAAUAACUAUCUUAAAGUUUAGAAAAUAAAAUGGUUUUACCAAGAGAAAAAAUAUUACUUCUCUGCAAUUUUGACACACAAAUUCAAGAUACAGAUUCUCAAGCUAUCAGAAAGCUAUGGAAUGGUGUGUGGUAUAUAGAAAAUUUUGAUUUGUGUGAAGAGAUCUUAAUAUCAGGCUUAGAAAUAGAUCAGCUGAAAGAGGUUUUAAAAAAAUACAAAGAUGAAGAAAAUACUUUAAAUGACAUCCUUCACCUAGCUAUAAGUGCAUUUUUGACAUUUUGUGAAAAGAAUUGGAAUCCACAUGCGGAUGAAUUAAAUAUAAAUACUUAUUUUAAAAGUUUAUGGCCAAGCAAUCUUGAUGCAGCUUUAAAGUUACAAAGUAAUUCAGAGCCAGUUCAUAGUAACAUUGUUUAUCCUGAAUUAUUAUAUUUCUCAACGCAAGUUUUAUGUGCAUUAAGUUGUAUUCAAGAAAAUUUGGUAAAUAACUGGUGGUUGUUAAGAAGUAAAAUUGUGCAUCAAAGAGUCCUGGAAGACAAAACCGCUACCCUGUACAAAAAUAUUGAAUUAACUAUUGCAAAGCUCUAUAAUAUGUUUAAGUCUAUAAAUGAUCCAAGACUUCAAGUGUUACUUUAUUUAGAAAUGGCACAAGCAUAUGUGGUGUAUGAUAGAGUAGAAAAAGUUGAAGAAUAUCUAUUGAAAGCCAAGGAGAUUGCUGGGUUAAAAUUAGAAUUGACAGGGAUCUUGGGAAAACGUACAAAAUUCCAGCAAGAGGCCCUUCCCCAACUGGCAUUGACAAGUGAAUUAGAUUCUAACAUUGAGCGGGUCUCGGCUGAAGACAGCCAUGGUUCCUCAGAUCUACCUCAUGAUGUUGAGUUACAAGAUGAUGUGAGAUUGAAUAAAGUUGAGUUUAAUGAGAAGUUAAGUCAAGCAAAACUGCCAAGCUUAGAACAGACACUUUGUUUGUUAACUGUCCAAUACCUCCAAAAAGCCCAGCCAAAAGAUGCUUUAUUAGAAGAGGAACUACGUCCAUACAUAGACGUUGUAUUGAAUCAAAAGAGUGGGCCUUGGGCUAGCCGUGUUGCAGCCCUUUUAAUCCGUUGUAAACUAGAAGCUAAUCAUAAGCGAACUGUUGAGAGAGCUAUGAUGCAAUGUGAGACUAUAGUCAAUGAAAAAGCUGUGGUAUCUGCUACUAACAGACUAUCAUACCUCUGGGCAUCAGGAUUGCCAUGUGCGUGGACGUGGCGGCAACAAUUAGCUGAUUUAUAUCUCAGUUUGGGUCUGGUUAAGGCAGCCUUAGAAGAAUAUCAAAAGUUACAGCUUUGGGAAGAUGUUAUUGUGUGCUACACUUUACUUCAGUUAAGGCAUAAGGCUGCAGAGGUAAUUCAACAGCAGAUUGACGUACAGCCAACAGUGAAACUGUACUGCCUUUUAGGAGAUGCUACAGAUGAAGUAAGCUGGUAUGAUAAGGCCUGGGAGUUUUCUGAACACAAGAGUAGUCGAGCGCAACGUCACUGGGGCAAUUUUCUUUUCGACCGCAAGCGAUACGAUGAAUGUAUUCCGCAUUAUGAAAUGUCACUCCAAAUUAACGCUAUACAAGAACACAUUUGGCUAAGGCUGGGCUUCGCAGCUCUUACGACAGAGAAAUGGGAGUUAGCUGGUAAAGCAUACAGGCGAUAUACGUAUCUACAGCCGAAUACUUUCGAGGCAUGGAACAACUUGGCCAAAGUUUAUAUGAUGCAAGGCGAAAAGGAGAGAGCCUAUAGAGCCUUAAUGGAGGCUCUAAGAUUUAAUUAUGAUAAUUGGAAGUUAUGGACAAACGUAAUAACAGUUAGUUUGGAGACAGAACAUUUUGAUGACGUCAUUAGAGGUAUACAUCGCACAAUAGACCUUCAGAAUAAGUACGAAGACGUCAAAGUAUUGGCUUUACUUGUCAAUGAAGUACUUAAGGAAAGGAUAGAUUUGGAUAAGGAGAGUUAUGAAAGAUUUAGAAAACGAGUACAGGAACUCUUUGGACGGUUAACAUCAAUUCAUCCCAGUAAUGGGGAGAUUUGGCAAUUAUAUUCUUAUAUCAGCCCUACAUACUUACUGAAGGCACAAAGAUUGUUAAAGACCUAUGGGUGCAUUGCACAGACUGGCAAAUGGGCCAACGAUCCCAGUACAUGUAAAAUGGUAAUAGACAUAUCACAGGAUAUGAUCGAGUACAGUAUAAAGGCUCGCCAAGAAAUGUCUGCAGAAGAAAAAGGAAAAAUACUUCAAGCUGAUCAGCAGUUGUCGUCUGCAAGGCUCACAGGACAAGCAGUCAUAAGGAUUAUAGAAAAACAAUGGCCUGACUUAGACAUCAGUGAAUUGAAGGAAAAAUUUAUUGCUGUUACAGAAUUUAUUAAAUCAGUUAUAUAAGUUGUGUUUUUAUUU
Messenger RNA from Pieris napi, 2575 nucleotides. RefSeq names its product tetratricopeptide repeat protein 27. Gene Ontology annotation, molecular function: protein binding. Lineage: Eukaryota; Metazoa; Arthropoda; Insecta; Lepidoptera; Pieridae. Bases 194 to 2560 code for a protein of 788 amino acids. The transcript has 12 exons. The record is from RefSeq and is a predicted model, not a curated record.